Molecule: messenger RNA, 1163 nt
Organism: Salvelinus namaycush (lake trout)
Lineage: Eukaryota; Metazoa; Chordata; Actinopteri; Salmoniformes; Salmonidae
Product: zinc finger protein 470-like
Exons: 1
Coding region: 26-670 (214 amino acids)
Cellular component (GO): nucleus
Source: RefSeq, a predicted model, not a curated record
CUAUGAUACAAACAUCACAGUAUCCAUGAUGAACAGAGCAGGUCACCCUGGGCUUCAGCCUUCAGAGAGAGUGGUGGGAGACCCCCCUGGUGGGAGUCUUUCAGGAAGUCUGUCUUCUUCUUCAGGGUCUUGUCUAAUGCCUGGUGACUGGGUUCAUAGGACGUCUGGGUCUACCCUUCCUCAGUUACCUCAGGUUUACCCCACAAAUACAGACAUGGUCAGGAUGGGCGUUCACCACAAGAGGUACCUAGCCUAUAACACAGCACACAACCAUAACAACACCCAAUUAAUGGCUAGAGGUCAAGGAGGGAGCUCAAAGACUAACGACCUGAGUGUGGUGGCUCCUGCUUCUACCUCCUCGGCGUCACAACGUGGGAAGCGAUGCAUUAGGACAGACGCCGACAAGCCGUACGCCUGCCCCACAUGUGGGAAGCGCUUCUCUGAGGCGAGCUAUGUGAAGCAACACCAGACCGUUCACACCAAGGAGAGGCCCUUCAAGUGCAAGCUGUGUUACAAGAGCUUCUCCUUCCUGAGUAACCUUAUCAGACAUAGGGGUGUUCACACAGGGGAGGAACCCUUCAGCUGUACCCAGUGUCACAUGCACUUCGCCCAUGCUGGUAACCUGAAGAGGCACCAGAGGGUCCACACAGGGGAGAAAUCCUCCAGCUGACCCCAUUGUGAGAAGAGAUUCUCCAGCCAGCAACAGCUGAAGAUGCACCUGACGGUCCACAUAGGAGAGAGGCCUUUCGCCUGUACGCACUGCAGGAAGAGGUUCUCAGAAAGGAGCUACCUCAGGAUACACCAAUAGAAAACCAUUCCACUCUAUAACAUAGAAAGUAGCCAUACCACUCAAACCCUGCAUUAAAGACAAACAUGAAUUGUCAUUUUUGUCAGCAGAUGCAUUUGGAAUAACGAGAGUAACCAUGUUGAAUAUUCCUGGCACGAAUAUUGUAUCCAGACAUUGUGUGAUAUAUAAGCCUAAAAAGUGUUCAUAUUGUGUUUGUACUGUGUAGGCUAUAUGAUGUUCACAAAUGCCAUUCAACUACUUAAUUUCUGUCCCAAGACACUUUUAAUGAGAAAUUUAAUGUCGUUUAUCAUACAGAUUUGUAGUUGAGACAGGUGUAUUUAACACUUGUUUAUGUUUAAUAAACACGAAAUGUGAC